Molecule: messenger RNA, 3951 nt
Organism: Ylistrum balloti
Lineage: Eukaryota; Metazoa; Mollusca; Bivalvia; Pectinida; Pectinidae
Product: cleavage and polyadenylation specificity factor subunit 5-like
Exons: 7
Coding region: 1-684 (227 amino acids)
Cellular component (GO): mRNA cleavage factor complex
Molecular function (GO): mRNA binding
Source: RefSeq, a predicted model, not a curated record
AUGGCUACUCACGGCAGAACUCACGGUUGGCCCAAACAGAGCUCAAAUACAGCGUCCUAUGCGGCGAAAUAUGGCAUCACACAUCCUUCAACGACACUCGACAGACCUAUCGACUUGUAUCCCUUGACAAACUACACAUUUGGAACCAAAGAACCACUUUAUGAAAAAGACAGUUCAGUGCCAGCACGCUUUGCUCGGAUGAGGGAGGAUUUUGACAAGAUAGGGAUGCGAAGAUCUGUGGAAGGAGUCCUAAUUGUCCAUGAACAUGGACUUCCUCAUGUCCUUCUUCUACAGCUCGGCACAACCUUUUUCAAAUUACCUGGGGGUGAGCUGAAUGCACAAGAAGAUCAAGUAGAAGGCCUGAAGCGUUUACUGACUGAGACAUUAGGGAGACAAGAUGGUGGUACCAUGGAGUGGGUAAUUGAAGACACGAUAGGCAACUGGUGGCGACCUAACUUUGAACCACCACAGUAUCCCUAUAUCCCAGCACACAUUACAAAGCCAAAGGAACACAAGAGACUGUUUCUGGUACAGCUGCCAGAAAAAGCCCUCUUUGCCGUACCUAGAAAUUACAAAUUGGUGGCAGCUCCUCUCUUUGAAUUAUAUGACAACUCAGCAGGUUAUGGACCAAUCAUCUCCAGUUUACCACAAGCUCUAAGCAGGUUCAAUUUCAUCUAUAACUAAGAAGGCAGUUUGAUGGGUCAGGACUAUCCAUUGAAGAUCAGUGACUGGUUUCUGCAGAAAUUGACUGUAUGUAAAUACUGGACAACAUUGGAUUACAAAAUUCAUGUCAUUGAAAAUCAUGUAGUUAUGUACACAUGUUUGUACACAGGAAAAAUCAUCGGAUUCACCAGGAAUUCUUAUUUUGCCAUUGGCAGCAGUGCAUAUAUUGAAAAUCAUUUCAUACGUAAUCAUUCAUUUUGAAUAAAAGUUGUUGUGUCGUACGAUUAUUUUGUAUUCUUUGUUUUCACUCAGCAUGAGAUGAGAGAUUUUGCAAUAGCGAGUGGGUUCUGUCAGUAGCUUUUUUGUAUAGUAACACAUGUUACUGUUGAAAUCUGUAUACCAUGAAAACCAUUUCUGAUAGCAAAAUCCUUUUGUAUAGUAUGGAUAUAAUAUGACAAAUCUGUAUAUUACUUAUUAAGUCUAACCUUACCUAUGCAGUUUUAGUAGAAAUUCUGAAAAAUGCUAUUUCACCUGGAUAUAGUUAACUUAUUUUGUACUGUAAGUUGGAAGUAAAUUUAUGAAUUUCCAUUGAAGGAUGCAUACAUUUUGAAACAAUUAAGCAACAAGCUUCCAUUUGUUUGAAAAUUUGUUUGUCUUACAAAUAGAUUUGUUGAGAUGGGGUUCAAAAUGCAGUUUGAAAAAACUCAUUAUAAAGCACACACUCAUCACAUACUGUGUUUGUGAUAAAGCUUACUGAAGAUUCCACAGAGUAACUUUACAAAGAUGUUUUACUGUACUGCCACCGUUUCAGGUACAAAAUCUUUUCCUUUUUUUUCAUUUUUGUACUUGUCCUUGUUUUUAUUUUGAAAAUGAUCUUUGAUAAUUUCAAUAGUGACUCUCUUUAAACAUGAAAUGUUUGGCUUCAUUAUGAAAUUUUACAAAAAUAAAUUUACGGAUUCUGAUUCAAGAUAUAUAAGGACUUAUAUACUGUAAAAUCAUAUAUUUUUGUUGAACUCAAUUUUUCAGUAGCUUUUCAAAACAAUACUUUUUAUGGACACUUAGUUUUAUGGUUACAUUGAGCACAGUAUAUCUCCUUAUACUUAUCUUCAGUAAUUCUUGGACAUAUAAAUCUGUGGAUUAAGUGUACCUAAGUAAUCAAUGAAAAUAAACCCUCCACAAAAAACAAAGAUUUAGCAGUAUUAAAUAAAAAGAAACAGCAUGAAGUUUGACACUUUGAGUUGUAUGAAUUCAAUUUUUAUGUGGAAAUUUUUUUUAAGUGAAGCAUCUGUUUCUGAGAUGUUCUUGUAGUAGGUUUAGGUUAUCCAAUAAUUUAUUAACAGUUUGAACAGAUUUCCAAUUUAAUACCUUUUUUCUAUAUUUUGACUAUAUCUUUAACCAUUUUAAAGAUUUAAUCUUGUUUUGCUUGAAAAGAAGUGAAAUAAGUUGCCAUGUAUAUUUCAUUAAAAACGACAAGUAGAAUUGAUGGUGCUGGAUUUAAGCAUUUUAAAUAUUAAACUCCUUGCUUGAAACUUACAGUUUAGUUUGUACUUGCACUACAUAUUUAUUUAUCCUGUAGCCGUUUGCCAUUUGGAAGCAGUUCACUGCUGUUAUUGAAAUUUUGCCUUGGAAUGAGAAUAAAACGUGGAAAUGAAUUAGCAAUAUUCAAAUCAAUUUGAAAGCUUUGUUUGCUUUUAAUUGAACAAAAUAGCCAUCAGACAGCAAACAAUUUUUCAAUGUUACUACAAUAACAUGUACAAUGAAGUCGUCACUUGAUCAGUGGCAUUCACAGACAUAUGUUUGCAGUUGCUGCUUUUUUGUUACAGAUAUAAAAAAAGUCAUAAUAGAGCAGUGGCAUUCAUAGACAUAUGUUUGCAGUUGCUGUUUUUUUUUUUUUUUUGUUUUUUUUUUUUUUUUGUUACUGAUAUAAAAAAAAGUCAUAAUAGAGCAAUGGCAUUCAUAGACAUAUGUUUGCAGUUGCUGCAUGGUUAGUUUCUACAUUAACAUCAUAAUGAUAUGCUUAUUUCGUAUUGAUUUUUAAUGUUUAGACCAAAAUCAGAUUAAUACAGUUUCUGUGUGAACUUCAGUAGAGCAAAAUGUUUUCGUUUUUUGAGUGUGUAACAUAAUGACGUAGGCAACUAGAACAAUACAUUUUUUUCAAUAGUUGUUUUCAUAAGCAUAUGGAAGAGUACAUUUACACUUUCUACAACAUUGUACUUAGCAUGUUUACAGAUUUGUUUCAAUAUAAAAAGGUUAUAUUUUAGAAUUUUUUAGAAUGUGCGUUUUUAUGAGAGAUGUAAUCUGAUUUUCAGAUUUUUUAUGUAAAAACGUUGUCACAAAGCUAUCAUAGAUAAUCUGUAAUUGUUUAGUUCUUGGUGAAUUGAUUCAAAGCAAAUUGCUGAUUUGGAACAUUUUAACACAGCAGUGGUUAAUGGCCACCAUUGCAAUGAUUUACCUCCUUUUAAAUCCGGCAUGAGUUCUAAAUCUCAAGAACCAUUUUUUAUUGAGUCUUACACAUGAAAUCAAUUUCAUAUUACUUUUCUCCAAACUGCAAAAAAAGUCAUUGUUUUAGUUAUAGGUGACCAUGAAAAACUUAACACACACGACCUCUGGUCACAUAAUUUUUCUUUAAUGAGUAUUGUAUGACAGACAUAAAAAAGUACAACUCAACACUGCAAGCUUUGUGUGUAGGUUAUUACAGAGAUAAUCCCAGUGGCAACGUUAGAGACCUGUAGCAAGAUGGCGUCCAUACUUGGAGGCAUGCAAAAUUGUUUCAUGGUGCGCUGUAACGUGUGCAAAAUUGUCUGUUUCUUGGAAGAAGGUGUGCAAGUUUGUUUCCAUUGUACUUUUAUGAGAACGUGUGCAAGAUUGUUUCCAUUGUACGUGAGAAUGCAUUCGAGAUGGUCUUCUUUACCGGAAACUAUGGUUACAAGAGGGUUGUCUCCCUUAUUCAAGAUGUGCAGAGUUCUCUUUAUAGAAAGCAAGAUGGUGGACGAGAAAUCAACAACGUACAAGUUUGUUUUCACAUCCCAGAUAAUUUCGUUUUUGACACGUGAUAAAAAAUUCCUUGAUGCAUGUAUCUACCACUGACUUGGCUAUAUCUAAGUCCAUGUACCUUUUUAUGAGCAGCUUUCGUAAAUAUGCGAAAUAUAUGAUACAGAUAUAUCAGACAGCUUUUCAUCUAAAGCAAACAGUUUUUUUAACAAUACCGAUUUUGAGUUGUCUUUGCAACACUGUAUGUAGUUGCGGUGAACAUAUCUUUACUUUAUUUUUAUGUAAUUAUAUGUAAUA